AUGAUUAAUUCUCUCUCCCCAAUACGACAGGCAUACCCGGAAAUGCUUCUGAACAAACGUUUCAAUAGUCCACUGGAAGCAUGUCAACUGUUUCAGGAUGAUCCGUUAGUUCAUGCCCCGGAGAAAAAAUAUCUGUACAGUACGUAUGCCUUCUCACUUCUGUCUGCUGCAAUCGAACAAGUGUCUGCCAAAAAUGGCCCGAUUUUCCCAUCUACGGCCGAAUCAGAUGAGACCACGAAGGCCACAACACGCGAUACCAUUCCCAAAUGGGCCCGGAUUGACACCCAAUUAUGUCGCCUGUUCCGGUUCCUGGGACUUAGAGACACCUCGUUGGAAUAUCAUGAAAAGCUAAUUCCGUUCCGAAGCAAACAAUAUCGUCGCACGGAAACCGGUGUUUUGGAAAACACACAAACGGUGGAUAAUUCGUACAAAUGGGCCGGUGGAGGGAUUUUGUCCACCGCACCAGAUCUCGUCCGUAUGGCCAAUCAUUUGGCACAGAUCUAUAUGGGACGCUUGCAAUCACACGGUGUGGUCAGUCGGGACACUCUGACGAAAUUGUGGCAUGCGUAUCCGGUCAAUCCGGACGCAGUUUGGCAACCCGGUCUUGGUUGGUUCCUGGCCAGGCGGUCUGGUGGUCCCGUUGCGGGAAACAACAUCUGCCCAGAUCGUCUCUACGUUCUGCAUACGGGUGGUGCAGUGGGCUGUACCACUGCUCUUCUUCUCAGUCUGCCAUGUUGUCCCACAUCUGAACCGGCUUUCGAUCGACCGGAACAUCAGGACAACGAGGAAUUCACUACGGCCAUUUCCCGUGUUCCACCGGUCUGUGUGGCUGUUUUGACCAAUCUGGAGGAUUCUUCCGAAAUCAGUCAACUGGCUGUCUCGUUAGCCGAGGUGUUUACAGAAGAUGCGCUCCAUCAGUGA
Echinostoma caproni is the source of this 921-nucleotide messenger RNA. NCBI's taxonomy places the organism in Eukaryota, Metazoa, Platyhelminthes, Trematoda, Plagiorchiida, Echinostomatidae. The record is from the annotation of a GenBank genome assembly.